AUGACGGGGGCUGCUGGGGAACAGGAGAAGGAAAAAAUUAAACCCCCGGAAACGCCUCUCCGGCGGUCAGCGCGUAACGAAGUGCCGCCCUCGCCUGGCCGCCGCUGUGUGCCCCACCACCACGACGCCCAGCCGGGACCGUCGUCGUUGAAGGACGCAAAGAAGGAAAGGGCAAUACAUUCCGGGUUCUAUUCGGCCGCCGAACUCAAGUUUUACCUCAUGAAGGACAGUAAGUUACGCCGCCGCAGAUCACGUGGACGUAAGGUCGCCUGGUCAAAACAGCUCGAAUGGUGA
Wickerhamiella sorbophila is the source of this 294-nucleotide messenger RNA. RefSeq lists its product as hypothetical. The record is from RefSeq and is a predicted model, not a curated record. Lineage: Eukaryota; Fungi; Ascomycota; Dipodascomycetes; Dipodascales; Trichomonascaceae. The coding region runs from base 1 to 294 and encodes 97 amino acids. The transcript has a single exon.